Molecule: messenger RNA, 1518 nt
Organism: Hippocampus comes (tiger tail seahorse)
Lineage: Eukaryota; Metazoa; Chordata; Actinopteri; Syngnathiformes; Syngnathidae
Gene: lrrc10
Product: leucine rich repeat containing 10
Exons: 2
Coding region: 260-1066 (268 amino acids)
Cellular component (GO): cytoplasm
Molecular function (GO): protein binding
Source: RefSeq, a predicted model, not a curated record
CUGUCAGUGGUUACCUUGAAAGUCAGGGCAAAGCUCAGAGGCACUGAGUUAAGCACUGGGGAACAUUCACUCAGGGAAUCCAAUGUCUUUUCAGCUGAUUAUACUGGAUAAACACGUCGCUAACUUUUGGCGAUGAAGGUAGUCAUGGAUCAGAUUUGUUGGACAGUAGUGGCGGAGUUUAAGUGGAUUCAGAUGAAAAACAUUUAACGAUGGCAACUGCUUACCUGAAAUUCCUGUGACGGACCAGCAAGCAGGAAAAAUGGGAAAUGCCAUGCGAGGAGUCAUCGCCUUCAUUCCAUCGGAACGGUGUCAACGCUUCCUAGUGGGGGACCUGAAGGAGAUGCCACUUGAUCGGACUCUGGACCUGAGUAGCCAUCAGUUGCGCCAGUUACCUGUUGCUGUUUGUGUGUUUGAUGAGCUGGUGAAACUCUACCUGAGUGACAAUAACCUCAGCAGUUUGCCCGAUGAACUCCACCACCUGAGGAAACUUCAGCUCUUGGCUCUUGACUUUAACUGCUUUGAAGAGCUGCCUGCAGCUGUCUGCAGACUACCUCAGCUUAGCAUCCUUUACUUGGGUAACAACAAACUCUUCCACCUCCCCAAGGAACUCCAGGAACUCAAGGAACUUAACACCCUGUGGCUGGAGACAAAUUGCUUUACAGUCUUCCCAAAUGUGGUUUGUGAGCUUUCCAAUCUCAAGACCCUGCACCUUGGCUAUAACCAAAUACACUGUUUACCCGAUGAACUUACCAGGCUGGAAGAGCUGAGAAGUAUCUGGCUGGCUGGGAACGAGCUAACGGAGUUCCCUCCAGUGUUGUUGGAAAUGCACUUCCUCGCUGUCGUUGAUGUGGAUCGAAACAAAAUCCACCGCUUUCCCAAUCUCUCACACUUGCAGGGGCUAAAACUGAUCAUCUAUGACCACAAUCCCUGUGUUAAUGCCCCAAUGGUGGCUGAAGGCGUCAGAAGGGUCGGGCGUUGGGCAGACUGCUCAGAUGAUGAGGAGGAAGAUGAAGGUUCAAAAGCCAAGGUCACAGAGAUGGAGGCAGAGGAGGAGAUCGACAUUUAAGGUCAAGCGACAAAGUGACAUUCAGCUGUGGCGAGGCCUGGACGGGCAGGACGUCACUCAAGUGGAUCACUUGAAGCUCAGUGGUGUGCAGCGCCUUCAUACCAUUGAUAGUUGAGCCAUAUAUGGGAACGCAACAUGUAACAUGUUGGUUGCAAAGGAAAAAGUGUUCAUAAAUCAAUGAUUGUAGCUCACCAUAGGCCAAGGAACCAUAUUUAGUAACCACUGUAUAUAAGUUCAAAUGAGUUCACCUCAAUAUUGCCAUCGGCGUAUCAGUAAAGAAAGGUCAUGUAACUGGAAAAGAGAGAAUUUAGUAUAUUAAAAGUAAACUGUAUUACACUGUUAUGUACCUACAGUAUAUAUUGAUGAUUAGUCAUACAAAUCUUGAAGGACAGUUCACUAAAAUAAAUGUCAGCCUUGAAAUUAUAUUAAAUAUAAGUGAUCAAAUGUAUUUA